ACUUCCGCAAACAAGUCCGCGCAGCCCUCCGCAGUCGAUGGCUUCAACAAGGCGGCUUUUCCAAGUGUCCACUUUUGCCUUCAUCCCUUAUCAUUAAUGUCUCACUGACCGUUGUCAUGGCGGCCAACAGCCGCUGCUCCGCGGCCGAGCCUCCGGAUUUGGAGACGCAGCGGCGGGAGGUCGAGUAUCUGCUCCGGGACUGCGAGCUUCGCGCCGGGGACAGUUGGUUCAUGGUGGACCACCGUUGGUACGAACAGUGGAAGGAGUUUGUGGAAAGCGGAGACCAGAACUCAUCCUGUCCUGGUCAGAUUGACAACACUGAGCUGUUUGAGGAUGUGUGUUCAAACCACCUUAAAGAACGUCUGGUGGAGAACGAGGACUUUGUGUUGGUGCCGGCUGCGGCGUGGCACAAGCUUCUGUCCUGGUAUGGGAUGGUGGACCAGCAGCCGCCACUGGAACGCAAGGUGGUGGACCUGCCCAGCACGCUCAAAGUGGAAGUUUACCCAGUGGAGAUCUUCCUCUGUCUCCAUGGUAACAUGGAGAAUGUCACUACGGCACAGUUUAGCCGCACGGACAGCAUACAUUCAAUCCAGAUGGCCAUGUGUCGGGCCUUCUCACUGCCGCCGACGUGCGAGUGUCGCCUGUGGAUGAAAAGUUCCGAAAACAACUGUGAACGCCUCAGGAACGUCCACAUGAGUGUCCUGGACGCCUGCCUGAGCUCAGGCAUGACAGUGAUUAUGGAGACGAGGAAUGCUGACGGCACUUGGCCGAGCACCAGACCUUUAAUUCUGAGGAACUCGGUGGAGGAGCAAGACUCGUAUCGAGGUCAGCCUGGCGUCUGCGGCCUCACAAACCUCGGCAACACCUGCUUCAUGAACUCUGCUCUGCAGUGUCUAAGCAACACUCCCCCGCUGACCGAGUACUUCCUGCAAAGCAUCUACCUGGAGGAGCUCAACUUCUCCAACCCGCUGGGCAUGAAGGGGGAGAUCGCCGAGGCAUACGCAGAUGUCAUCAAGCAGAUGUGGUCGGGCCACCACUAUUCGGUGGUACCGCGCGUCUUCAAGACGAAGGUGGGCCACUUUGCGUCUCAGUUCCUGGGCUACCAGCAACAUGACAGUCAGGAGCUGCUCUCCUUCCUGCUGGACGGCUUGCAUGAAGACCUGAACCGAGUCAAGAAUAAAGAAUAUAUUGAGCUGCGAGACGCCGAAGGACGUCCGGACCAGGAAGUAGCUGAGGAGGCGUGGCGGAACCACAAACGGCGCAACGACUCAGUAAUAGUCGACACCUUCCACGGCCUCUUCAAGUCCACGCUCAUCUGUCCUCAGUGCCACAAGGUGUCUGUAACUUUUGACCCAUUCUGCUACCUGAGCAUUCCACUUCCUGUCAGCAAGGAGCGUGUCAUGGAGGUCUUCUUCAUCUCGCUCGAUCCGUAUGCCAAACCCAUGCAGCAUCGCGUUCUAGUUCCCAAGGUGGGGAAAGUGUUGGACCUCUGCUUGGCUCUCUCAGAAAUGACCCAAGUUCCAGAAACUCAGAUGGUGGUUGCUGACGUGUUCAAACAUCGCUUUUACAAAAUCUACACACCAGAUGAAUCUCUGAGUUGCAUCCUGGACCGAGACGACAUUUUUGUGUACGAGUGCAGUGCACAAAGUGACCAGCAGGUGCUGCUGGCGCUCUACCUGAGGGAGCGCGCCCACUACAGAGACUACGGCUCUGUCAGCACCACGCUCUUCGGACAUCCGCUGCUGCUUAGUGUGCCGCGCAGCAGCUGCAGCCCAGAAGCGCUCUACCAAAUUUUUCUGCAAAGACUGGCACGCUACGUGCGAGCGCCCAACCCCUCCGGGGAGCUGGAAGAAGAUGACGACGACGAUGAAGAGGAGCUGUAUAAAAGUCAGACCAAUGGCAUCAGUGACGAUGACGAGCAGGACGACGCGGAGCCGACGGGUUCCUCGCAGUCGGAGGCGUGCUAUGCUGACGGGCCGGCAAACACUCGGCACCAGGAUCCCAUCGCUCCAUCAGAGGUCCACAUUCGCCCGCCACCUCCUGAAGAGGGCGACGUCCACAGCAUGUGCACCGGCGCCCCCAAGCCCCUCUGCAGCGGCGACGCCGGUCCAAGCGACGGGCACAUCCACGCCCGCGGCGAGGAGAGCCGGGCUGAAGUGGAUGAGGAGGGGAACGAUGAGGCAGAGAAUGAGGAGGAGCCGCCGCAAAGUGAUGCCAUCGCGGAAGAUGACGGCAAGCAGGAGGAGGCGUGUUCUCCCAGCUCGCCAGUCAACGAACAAGCGGCCAAGACAAGGACGUGUCGCAGGAAGAAACGUCUGUUCGACAUCCAGGCAGUCAAUUGCAAUGGCCUCGAGCGGGAGACUGGCCCCAACCUGACCCUCAGCUCCCAGCCGUACGUGGCUCUGGACUGGGAUGCCGAAAUCAAGAAAAGAUUCUACAAUGAAAACGAGGCGGAGAAGUACGUGAAGCACAGCAGCAUGGACGUUCCUCUGCAGCAGACCACCGUCCAGCUGCAGGAGUGCAUCCAACUCUUUACUACUGUGGAAACACUGGAGGAGGAGAACCCAUGGUACUGUCCCGUGUGUAAGAAGCACCAGCUGGCAACAAAGAAACUGGAUCUGUGGUCUUUGCCAGAGGUCCUCAUCAUCCAUCUCAAGCGGUUCUCUUACACUAAGUUCACCAGAGAGAAGCUGGACACCAUUGUGGACUUUCCCCUCAGGAAUUUGGACUUUUCCGGUUGUCUCCUGAGGAAAAAGCUGUCCAAUGGGGAGCCUCCGAGCCGCUACGACCUCAUUGCUGUGUCCAACCAUUAUGGGGGACUCCGAGAUGGACACUACACCAGCUAUGCACGUAACAAGGACAAUGGUCAGUGGUACUACUUUGAUGACAGCAAAGUGACGUAUGCCACAGAGGAGCAGAUCAUGACCAACGCCGCCUACGUGCUCUUCUACCAUCGCCAAGACAAGAUGAGGAAACCUUGUGUGGCCACACCCUCCACGAGCUCGGCCAUUUGCACGACAUCCUCAACAAGCACGGCCUCGUCCAUGCAGCCCCCCGAGGCGGACGUGUCUGCAGUAACGCCGUCAUGCGCCUCCGCCUUUGCCGAGCUCACCAUGGAGACGGACUGAACGUCAGAUGAGUUUAGUGGGUAAAUUCUGCUGUAAUGUUUUUUUGUUUUUUUAAAUCCCAGCAACAGUCGCAUGUCUCACGAUAUGUAAUUGAACACUUUGAUCGGACUUUUAUUGGCCAAAACAACCAUGAUUUUAUGAGACGGUGGAAAUCUAUGAAUUCAGACACUAAUUGAAUAGAUGAAGAAAGUCUAUGGAUUAAGAAACACUAAUCGGAUUGGCAGAUGAUCAUGGAACUCAGAGAUGCUGUAUUCUGAUUAGAUAAAGAAAAAUCUAUGAAUUCAGAUGCUAACUUGGUCGGACCAAGAGAACAUGUAUGAAUUCAAACUAAUUUGCUUGGAUGAUGAGAAUCGAUGAUUCCAAACAGCCACAGUUUUUGUUCCUCAGUUCAGGUUUUCUUCACCAAGACUUGAACCCCCCAAAAUGACUUCAGAGACUUAUUUAACUGGAGCAGGAGUAGGCAACUCCUGUCCUUAAUAUUUCCUUUGCCAAGUUUGUACAUGAUGACUUUGGGCUUCUUUUUUUUUUGUACAUUUUGCUUGUGCUAUUUAUUGUGCGUCAUGUGACCUGGUGAGGCCAUAGAGGCGCUUCUUUAUUUCCUCCAAAACAUUUGCUUGACAGCAGUGACGCUGUACAGUAUUUUUCUAACAGAGCUUCUUUAUAUGGAAACUGGUCAGGCUUUCACUGGUCUUCCUGUUUUGUCAAAUAUGCAAAGAUUUUUUUUAAGAAUUUUGAAAUAAAAGGACACUUAUGUCA
This is a messenger RNA of Syngnathus acus (greater pipefish), 3884 nucleotides long. It is a transcript of the gene usp11, whose product is annotated as ubiquitin specific peptidase 11. Gene Ontology annotation, molecular function: cysteine-type deubiquitinase activity. The record is from RefSeq and is a predicted model, not a curated record. Gene Ontology annotation, biological process: protein deubiquitination. The coding region runs from base 117 to 3128 and encodes 1003 amino acids. Lineage: Eukaryota; Metazoa; Chordata; Actinopteri; Syngnathiformes; Syngnathidae. The transcript is spliced from 21 exons.